CACCGGAUGAGGUUCGAACACUUGUAUUCAACUUCCGGGUGCCAGUACUGUGCAUGAAGUAAGGUCUGCUUGCAAUUUAAUUUGGAUAAACGGACUUUGUACAAUGUCCCGGGGCUCAAGUGCAGGGUUUGAUCGACACAUCACCAUCUUCUCUCCUGAAGGAAGACUCUACCAAGUCGAAUAUGCCUUCAAGGCAAUAAACCAAGGUGGACUCACAUCAGUAGCAGUCAGGGGGAAGGACUGUGCAGUUGUUGUAACACAGAAAAAAGUACCGGACAAGCUUCUGGAUGCAUCCACAGUGACUCACCUUUUCAGAAUAACAGAUAAUAUUGGCUGUGUAAUGUCUGGAAUGACAGCUGACAGCAGGUCCCAAGUGCAGCGAGCUCGCUACGAGGCAGCUAACUGGCAGUAUAAGUAUGGUUAUGAGAUUCCAGUGGACAUGCUGUGCAAGAGAAUCGCUGACAUCUCGCAGGUCUACACACAGAACGCUGAAAUGCGACCACUAGGCUGUUGUAUGAUCGUGAUUGGGAUCGAUGAGGAGUUUGGCCCCCAGGUGUACAAGUGUGACCCAGCAGGUUACUACUGCGGCUUCAAGGCUACAGCUGCUGGAGUGAAGCAGACAGAAGCCACCAGUUUCUUGGAGAAGAAAGUGAAAAAGAAACUGGACUGGACCUUUGAACAAACUAUUGAGACAGCAGUUUCUUGUCUGUCAACUGUACUUUCCAUUGACUUCAAGCCCUCUGAGCUCGAGGUGGGCGUUAUUACAACGCAGGACCCAAAGUUCAGAAUUCUGACAGAGACUGAAGUGGACUCCCACCUGAUGUCUCUUGCAGAGCGAGACUGAGCUGGCGACCUUUCACCAGGUGGAUUGGAGUUAGAGCAUAAAGGGAUAUGCAGUUCCCAGAUGGAGAUGGGCGUUAUCUUUGUUUGCUGUACAUUUACCCAACUGUUUCAUUCAAUAAUUAAAAAAAAGUUUUUGGAGUAAAACA
This is a messenger RNA of Betta splendens (Siamese fighting fish), 989 nucleotides long. RefSeq names its product proteasome 20S subunit alpha 6b (gene psma6b). Gene Ontology annotation, cellular component: nucleus; cytosol; proteasome core complex, alpha-subunit complex. The record is from RefSeq and is a predicted model, not a curated record. NCBI's taxonomy places the organism in Eukaryota, Metazoa, Chordata, Actinopteri, Anabantiformes, Osphronemidae. Bases 104 to 844 code for a protein of 246 amino acids. Gene Ontology annotation, biological process: ubiquitin-dependent protein catabolic process. The transcript has 7 exons.